CGCUAAAAAGCUAGGCUGUUUACAGGUUUCAACCAUUUUUUACCGAGUAUUUACUCAUAUGCCAAGCAUAGAGGGUGAAGUAACCAUGCAGGCUUUUCUAAAAGGCACAUCUGUCAGUACUAAACCACCACUGAAGGAUCGAGUAGCUGCCACAGCUGGAAGCAGUGGAGAGAACAAGAAAGCCAAACCUGUUCCGUGGGUGGAAAAAUAUCGCCCAAAAUGUGUGGAUGAAGUCGCUUUCCAGGAAGAAGUGGUUGCAGUACUGAAAAAGUCUUUAGAAGGAGCUGAUCUCCCUAAUCUCUUGUUUUAUGGGCCACCUGGAACUGGAAAAACAUCCACUAUUCUGGCAGCAGCUAGAGAGCUUUUUGGGCCUGAGUUGUUUCGAUUGAGAGUUCUUGAAUUAAAUGCAUCUGAUGAACGUGGAAUACAGGUUGUUAGAGAAAAAGUGAAGAAUUUUGCUCAAUUAACUGUGUCAGGAAGUCGUUCAGAUGGGAAGCCAUGUCCACCUUUUAAGAUUGUGAUUCUGGAUGAAGCAGAUUCUAUGACCUCGGCUGCUCAGGCAGCUUUACGACGUACUAUGGAGAAGGAGUCUAAAACCACCCGAUUCUGUCUCAUCUGUAAUUAUGUCAGUCGAAUAAUUGAACCUCUGACCUCUAGAUGUUCUAAAUUCCGCUUCAAACCACUGUCAGAUAAAAUUCAACAGCAGCGAUUACUAGACAUUGCUGAUAAAGAACAUGUCAAAAUUAGCAAUGAGGGAAUAGCUUAUCUUGUUAAAGUGUCAGAAGGAGACUUAAGAAAAGCUAUUACAUUUCUUCAAAGUGCUACUCGAUUAACAGGUGGAAAGGAGAUCACAGAGAAGGUGAUCACAGACAUUGCUGGGGUAAUACCAGCUGAGACCAUCGAUGGACUAUUUGCUGCAUGUCAGAGUGGCUCUUUUGACAAACUAGAAGGUGUAGUAAAAAAUUUAAUAGAUGAGGGCCAUGCAGCCACUCAGCUUGUAAAUCAACUUCAUGAUGUGGUUGUAGAAAAUGAUAACCUUUCCGACAAACAGAAAUCCAUCAUCACAGAAAAACUUGCUGAAGUAGACAAGUGCUUAGCGGAUGGUGCUGAUGAACAUCUACAACUGAUCAGCCUCUGUGCUACUGUGAUGCAGCAGUUAACUCAGAAUUGCUGAAAUGUUCGUAAGAUGUUUAAAACUUACACAAAUAAAAUAACCAAAACACCUUUAAAGUGAAUAUACAAUUUAUUUAACAUUCAAACUUCAUUAAGACAUGUGCAAUAUGGCAAUUUUAAUUACUGGGGGUUUUAACCCUACCUAGGAUAUGAUUGCUUGCUGGGGCUUAGCAACAGGGUCCAGUUCACACUUAGCACUAAUUAAAUACUUUAUUGAAUAAAUACAAUACCAAACAAAAUGCAUUCAAAUGCUUUCUAAAAAAAAAAAAA
Messenger RNA from Lynx canadensis (Canada lynx), 1443 nucleotides. It is a transcript of the gene RFC4, whose product is annotated as replication factor C subunit 4. The coding region runs from base 59 to 1174 and encodes 371 amino acids. Gene Ontology annotation, biological process: DNA repair; DNA-templated DNA replication. NCBI's taxonomy places the organism in Eukaryota, Metazoa, Chordata, Mammalia, Carnivora, Felidae. Gene Ontology annotation, molecular function: DNA binding; DNA clamp loader activity; ATP binding. Gene Ontology annotation, cellular component: nucleus; DNA replication factor C complex. The transcript has 11 exons. The record is from RefSeq and is a predicted model, not a curated record.